Messenger RNA from Tetrahymena thermophila SB210, 1068 nucleotides. Its product is annotated as transmembrane protein, putative. The transcript has 2 exons. Lineage: Eukaryota; Ciliophora; Oligohymenophorea; Hymenostomatida; Tetrahymenidae. The record is from RefSeq and is a predicted model, not a curated record.
AUAUUUCUUUUCUUUUUUUGCAUUAUUUAAUAGAUUGUAGACAAAUAAUUAAUUCAAUAAAGAAUAUUGCAAGCAAUAUACUAAUAGUAGAGACAAUAUUUAUAAUAGUAAAUAAAUUAGUAAUAAGAAUACUUUAUGAACGAUCUUUAACAUCCUUUGUCUUCUAAUAAAAGCUUAGAUUAAUAAAAUGCUAAAUCAACUGUGAAAGACCAUGCAAAAGUAUCUAUGAAUGCAUCAUAUAUUAAUUAAAUAUAGCAAAAUCAAGUACAAGUUAGUGAUAUGGAAAAACCAUAAGGAAUUUUUUAAUAUUGCUUUGGGUUCAGCUUGUUAUUUCAGAUAGUUGGAACAAUUAUUGUUUUAAUUAACCUUAUCUUGCAAAUCUUUGAAUACGAUUAUGACUCAUUAACUCUUGGGCUUUAAAUAGGAUUUUUUGUCUUCUCCAUACUUUCUGUUAUUACAUAUAUCUAUUUAUGCAGUGAAGCAUCUUAAUGGGAGCCUUUAAAUGUUUUUAACUCAAUAAGAUUAUCUUUUAUAUUUACUUUGAUUAGCUUUGGCAUAGGAGUAGCUAUUUUCAAUAUAUUUACAACAAAAAGUUGGGAUUGCUCUACCAAUUAAAAUUGUUAAUAGUAAAUAAAUCAAUAAUCAUCAAGUAACCAAACAAUCUAAUCUAAUUGCUAAUAAAAAUUAUCUAAUUCAACAUGUUACGAAUAAAGAAUUGCUUUAUUAAUGAAAUAUAUUAUCUUAAUUUGUUGUGGAGUUCCACUUAUUUUAAUGGCAAUUAGCAUAUACAAAUACAACCAAUAUAAAAAAAAAUCAAAAGAAGAAAACGAAAAAUAACAUGAACUCUAAAAUAGUAGUGUGUAAUAAGUUAUUGAAAACAACUAAAACUUUUUCUCAAAUCGCUAAAAAUUAAUUUACAGUACAGAUCUAGAAACUAGCAAAUACGCCUACUCCAGUAAUGCUAUGGCUAACCCCUAGCAAAUGAGUAAUUUAAGUGGAGGUUCAAACUAAAAAAAUAGAGUAUAAAUGAGUAGAUAAGUUUAUGAAUUAAAUAAUGAACAGCUAUGA